AUGUAUGUACAAUCAAAUACCACCCUAAAAAUACCAAGAAUCGCUUUCACCAUUCCUAAAAUAUGUUCCCUUGUAUACGUGUUAUUCGAUAUCACGAUCACAUCAUUCACUUCAGGCGGCCAAAUUUCUUCAUACUUACAAGCAAUCAACAUUACACUGAUGCCAACCAACUUAAGUUCUCUUCGGGGAACUGUUCGCAUUGAGAGGUAUCAGUCAAUCAUUGACCGUGAGGAUCAGCCCUCAUCAGCCCCUGUUCCGUCACGAGAGAGAGAGAGAGUUUUUGGAAAUCUUGGUGAAGUUGAUAAGGAAUCACAGAAGAUGUACGUGAAGGCGACACCGACGACGGAUCUGAACAGAAACACCGACUGGUUCACGUACCCAGGAGUAUGGACAACCUACAUCUUCAUCUUGUUCUUUUCAUGGCUUCUCAUUCUCUCCGUUUCUGGUUGCACCCCUGGCAUGGCUUGGACCAUUGUUAAUCUCUCCCACUUCCUCGUCACUUAUCACUUUUUCCAUUGGAUGAAAGGGACUCCAUUUGCAGAAGACCAAGGGAUUUACAACAGGCUGACAUGGUGGGAACAGAUCGACAAUGGAAAACAGCUCACUAGAAACAGAAAGUUUUUAACAGUCGUUCCUGUUGUUCUGUAUUUGAUAGCUUCACACACAACAGAUUACCAACACCCAAUGCUGUUUUUAAACACAGUUGCUGUGAUUGUGCUUGUUGUUGCCAAGUUCCCUAAUAUGCAUAAACAACCGGAACCGAGACUCCGAGAGUCGAUGUAG
Messenger RNA from Lactuca saligna, 783 nucleotides. The record is from the annotation of a GenBank genome assembly. Lineage: Eukaryota; Viridiplantae; Streptophyta; Magnoliopsida; Asterales; Asteraceae.